This is a messenger RNA of Vicia villosa (hairy vetch), 402 nucleotides long. Its product is annotated as S-protein homolog 2-like. The record is from RefSeq and is a predicted model, not a curated record. Gene Ontology annotation, molecular function: protein binding. The transcript has a single exon. NCBI's taxonomy places the organism in Eukaryota, Viridiplantae, Streptophyta, Magnoliopsida, Fabales, Fabaceae. The coding region runs from base 1 to 402 and encodes 133 amino acids.
AUGUCACUUUUCAUCCCAAAGUUGACGUUAUUAUGCGUGUUGAUGUUAUUAUGUGUUGAUGAUAUUCUUGGAAUUGGAACACAUGUGAAUGUUACUAACUCUUUGAAAGGAAACUUAGAUUUAACUCUUCAUUGCAGAUCGGGAGAUCCAGGGAGUUAUGAUCUUGGAGUUCAUGUUCUUAAACCUGGUGCUACUUUUAGUUGGAGAACUAGUUUUGAAGUUGAUGGAAGAUAUUACUAUUGCGAAUUUCAAUGGAAAAGGGAAACACAUUAUUAUGUUAUAUACAGAGUUGAUAGAGAUCUAUCAACUUGCAGAUCUACUUGCAAUUGGAAUAUUACACAAUCAGGACCAUGUAAGGUUAUAUCUCCCCAUAAGUCGAUUUGCUAUUCUUGGGAUCCAUAA